This is a messenger RNA of Sordaria macrospora k-hell, 702 nucleotides long. RefSeq lists its product as uncharacterized. Lineage: Eukaryota; Fungi; Ascomycota; Sordariomycetes; Sordariales; Sordariaceae. Gene Ontology annotation, molecular function: orotate phosphoribosyltransferase activity. Gene Ontology annotation, cellular component: cytoplasm. The record is from RefSeq and is a predicted model, not a curated record. Gene Ontology annotation, biological process: 'de novo' pyrimidine nucleobase biosynthetic process; pyrimidine ribonucleoside biosynthetic process; pyrimidine nucleotide biosynthetic process.
AUGGCCGCUCUCUCGCCUUACAAGGCUGAUUUCCUCAAGGCCUCCAUCGACGGCGGCGUCCUGAAGUUCGGCAGCUUCGAGCUCAAGUCCAAGCGCAUUUCCCCCUACUUCUUCAACGCCGGCGACUUCUACCGUGCCGACCUCCUCCAGGCCAUCUCUACUGCCUACGCCAAGUGCAUCAUCGAGGCUCACAAGAGCGGCCAGUUGGACUUUGACAUUGUCUUUGGCCCCGCCUACAAGGGCAUUCCCCUCGCUACCGCUGCCACCGAUAAGCUCGCUCAGCUUGACCCCGAGACCUACGGCAAGAUCUGCUACUCUUUCGACCGCAAGGAGGCCAAGGACCAUGGCGAGGGUGGUAACAUUGUUGGCGCCCCUCUGAAGGGCAAGAGGAUUCUCAUCGUUGACGAUGUCAUCACCGCCGGCACUGCUAAGCGUGAGGCCAUUGCCAAGAUCGAGAAGGAGGGCGGCAUUGUUGCUGGCAUUGUCGUUGCUCUUGAUCGCAUGGAGAAGCUUCCUGCCGCCGAUGGUGAUGAUAGCAAGCCUGGCCCCAGCGCCAUGGGUGAGCUCCGCAAGGAGUACGGCAUUCCCAUCUUUGCCAUCCUGACUCUGGACGACAUCAUCGAGGGCAUGAGGGGCCUUGCUUCUCCCGAGGACGUCAAGAAGACGGAGGAGUACCGCGCAAAGUACAAGGCUACCGACUAA